Messenger RNA from Beta vulgaris subsp. vulgaris (sugar beet), 2026 nucleotides. RefSeq names its product F-box protein At3g58530. Bases 423 to 1496 code for a protein of 357 amino acids. Gene Ontology annotation, cellular component: SCF ubiquitin ligase complex. The record is from RefSeq and is a predicted model, not a curated record. Gene Ontology annotation, molecular function: protein binding. NCBI's taxonomy places the organism in Eukaryota, Viridiplantae, Streptophyta, Magnoliopsida, Caryophyllales, Amaranthaceae. Gene Ontology annotation, biological process: SCF-dependent proteasomal ubiquitin-dependent protein catabolic process. The transcript has 12 exons.
UUAUGUGUCUACAAUGAUAUUUUUUUUUUUGAGGGGAAUUUGUUUAUUUAUUUAUAUGAACUUAUCUUAUCUCUAUUCUAUAUGUCAAGAAGGGUAGGACACCAAAAAAUACAGAAAAACAAGUCACGGCUCACUCUCAUUAAAAAAAAUAGAAAAAGUAAAAAUAGAAAAGGAAAUACCUUUUAAUUAAUAAAAAAAAAUAAAAAAUGAUAAAAACAGUCAACCAUUCAAAAAUAUAAUUAACAAUUAAUUUAAUUUUCUACCUUCUUAAAAAAAAUUUAAUUUUAUACGUAUUUUCGACUUUUCGCACAUAUUUGCAUAUAAAACUAGUUUAUUCGAAUGUUGCUGAUGCAAUAAAAAUGCUCGACCCCAAAUUUGGGCAGUUUCUCACUUUCUCCAUCGCUUUGGAAAGAUAGAGAGAAAUGGAGCACAACAAAAUGAACAUAGCAGAAGAAGAGCUACUCCAACUUCAAUGGAGGAGAGAGACUGUACCUAGGGUUUUCACCAUUGUUAGUUCCAAGCUUUCUCAACGUGACCUUGUCUCUCUCUUACUCGUCAGCCCUUGGCUUCAUCGCACUCUCAUCUCCUACCUUCCUCUUUGGGAGGUUCUUGAUUUUCAUGAGAUGAGCAAUGCCGGAAAUAGGCUCUUAGCUGCUCUCUCACUGCCUAGGUAUAAGAAUGUGAAGCAAAUAAACCUUGAAUUUGCACAGGAUAUUGAGGACAAUCAUCUUGAACUCCUCAGAGAUAAGUGCUACAGCUCUGUUCUGAACCUUGAGAUCCUUAACUUAAAUGGAUGCCAGAAGAUUUCUGAUAAAGGAGUUGAAGCCAUCACCAGUGCAUGUUCAAACUUGAGAAUCUUUUCGAUAUAUUGGAACGUGAGAGUAACAGAUGUCGGCGUUCAACAUCUCGUUAAGAAUUGCAAACAUGUUAUCAGUUUGAAUUUAAGUGGAUGUAAGAAUAUUUCAGACAAAAGUUUGGAAGUUGUUGCUGAUGCAUAUCAAGAACUGGAGUCAUUGAACAUCACAAGGUGCAUCAAGCUGAGUGAUAGUGGUUUGCAGUGCAUAUUGUACAAAUGUUCCUCUCUUAAGAGCCUCAAUUUGUAUGCCUUGUCUAGCUUUACAGAUGAAGUUUACAAGAAUAUGUCUCGUCUUGCUCAUCUUAGAUUCUUAGAUCUUUGUGGAGCUCAGAACCUAUCUGAUCAUGGACUAAUGUGCAUUGCUGAAUGUAACAAUUUGGUGUACCUUAAUAUAACAUGGUGCGUGCGUGUCACUGAUGUCGGAGUCAUAGCCAUAGCAAAAGGAUGCACUUGUCUUGAGCUACUGAGCUUAUUCGGAAUUAUUGGGGUGACUGAUAAGAGUCUCGAAGCUCUCUCCGCGUCAUGUUCGAAUACACUUAAAACACUUGAUGUGAAUGGGUGCAUCAACAUUAAGAGAAGAACUCGUGAAGAGCUGCUUCAAUUGUUCCCAGUAUUGGAGUGCUUUAAAGUGCAUAGCUAAUGCGAUGCUUCUUCGAGCACGCAGAUAUUCAUCUGCAUCUGUAUUGACAGUUCAUGCAAUUAUUUAAAGAAGUUUAUCAUAGUUGACCAACCGCAGUAGCAGAGGGUGCUGCACCAGCUUCCUCUGAGCAGACAAGAAAAAUCUUUGAUUCAUGACAUGCUGUAACAGUGGUAGAAUCUCUAGUUUAUGUCGUGAUAUGAUCAGCUUUUGAUUUUUCAUUACUUCAAAUUUAUGCAAUUUAGCAGCACCUCAAGGUGGGUGUGUAAUAUUUUAGAGCGCUAAACUGCAUCCAGAUACACACAUUACACAGGUUGCAUAAUUGGCAUCAUAUCCAGAUUUUAGUUUGAUUUGAAAUUUUUGUUAGCCAGAGAAGAUGAAAGAGAAGUCAUCAGGUUCAUCGGUCAAUUAAGCUACCAGAACAUUGUUUCUAAUAGGAUGUAUUAUUAUGUAGGCCAGUAGGCAACUUCUGUAAGCAAAAGUUGAAUGAUUUGUAUGAUACAGUUUAUAUAUCUGCAAGUUUUACUCCCAUA